Molecule: messenger RNA, 3267 nt
Organism: Phyllostomus hastatus (greater spear-nosed bat)
Lineage: Eukaryota; Metazoa; Chordata; Mammalia; Chiroptera; Phyllostomidae
Gene: SLC8B1
Product: solute carrier family 8 member B1
Exons: 17
Coding region: 879-2651 (590 amino acids)
Biological process (GO): calcium export from the mitochondrion; intracellular calcium ion homeostasis
Cellular component (GO): membrane
Molecular function (GO): calcium:sodium antiporter activity
Source: RefSeq, a predicted model, not a curated record
CCGGGCGGUGCCAGUCGUCGGGCAGUGACUAGGAAGGCCGCGAGGCCCGGAGAGGUCGAGGUUCGGAGGUUAUGGGUCCGAGGUCCGGCACGAGGUAAGAAGAGCCUGCUGCCCCCUGGGGCGCAGCGGGAAGACCCGGCACCGGAGUUCAAGUUCUCACCGUCUGUCGGGAUUGGGAAACUGAGCACCUAGAUAGAAAGUGCGGCCGCAGCGGUGGUGGCUGUCCCGAUUUUCUGCGCCCGCACCUUCCUAUUGGGUCUGCAGAACUUCCGAGCGUCUGAGCGCUGGGCACCGGAUGGGCGCACCGGAGGCGCCCAAUAAAUGCCCCCUGGUGAACGAGUACGAGACCUACGCGACCAUUAGGGAGGAGACGAGCGCCGACCCUCAAGUUGGGGGCACCAAAGGCGCGAGCACUUAUUGAACCCUUAUCGUAUGCUCUCAUGGGCCAACAUUUGUCUCCAUUUUACGGAAGAAUCAGACGCUCAGAGAGGUGACGUGAUCUCCCCAACGCUGCACAGCUCGAUCAGUGGCUGGCACUGCGUUGGAAACUUGGAGUUUCUGGUUGCAGGUCAGCGCUUCCAAGUCGGUGACAAGCGAAAUUCUGGAGACCCAACAAAAGAGGUGAGAGUCAACAGGCCCCGUUGACUUUUGCAAGCCCCCUCGCUGAGUGACCUCCUCCAGAUUAUGGAACUCCUCGAAGCCCAGCCCCCUCCUCUGAAGAGGGGUGGGGACAGUCAUCUCUCCGGAGGAGCCGUUCUGAGAACCAGCUGAGGGAGGCAAGGCGCUGUGGCAGAGAGUGGCUGGAGCUGCUAGCCAUUUGGAACUGAAACACUGAAGAAGGGGAAGCAGGGGGUGACGGGGAGGCCCCCCGGGGGCUGAUGGCCAGUGGACGACUGAAACUGCACUGGGUGCUGCGUCCGCUGUGGGUGCUGCAUCUGCUGUGGGUGCUGCCAAUGGUGGAGACAGUGACUGGGACCAGUGGCCCAUUGACAUGGGCCCACAUGGGCCCCCCACUUCCAGCCUCAGGUGUGCACCAGACUCCCGUUGUAGAUUGCCGUGAUGUGUGCGGCCUGAACGUUUCUGACCGCUGCAACUUCAUCCGGACCAACCCCGACUGCCACAGCAACGGGGGCUACCUGGACUACCUGGACGGCAUCUUCUGCCGCUUCCCCCCCAACCUCCUCCCUCUGGCCAUCACCCUCUACGGUUUCUGGCUGCUUUACCUCUUUCUCAUUCUGGGAGUCACCGCGGAGAAGUUUUUCUGCCCUAACUUGUCUGCCAUUUCUACCACUCUCAAGCUGUCCCACAACGUGGCAGGCGUCACCUUCCUGGCCUUUGGGAAUGGCGCACCCGACAUCUUCAGCGCCGUGGUGGCUUUCUCGGACCCCCACACGGCCGGCCUGGCCUUCGGGGCGCUGUUUGGCGCGGGCGUGCUGGUGACCACUGUGGUGGCGGGCGGCAUCGCCAUCCUGCGUCCCUUCACGGCCGCCUCCAGGCCCUUCCUCAGAGACAUCGUUUUCUACAUGGCGGCCGUGUUCCUGAUCUUCUAUGCGCUCUACCUCGGCAGGGUCACGCUGGCCUGGGCCCUGGGGUACCUGGGCUUGUACGUAUUCUACGUGGUCACCGUGGUUCUGUGCACCUGGAUCUACCAGUGGCAGCGGAGGAGAUCGCUGGUCUACUCCAUGCCAGCCACCCCAGAGGUGCUGUCGGACUCCGAGGAGGAGCGGGUGUCUUCUACUGCCAACAGCUACGACUAUGGGGACGAGUACCAGCCGCUGCUUUUCUACCAGGAGACCACGGCUCAGAUCCUGGUCUGGGCCCUCAACCCCCUGGACUACAGGAAGUGGAGGAGCAAGCCGGCACCCUGGAGGGUCCUCAAGGUGCUCAAGCUGCCCGUGGAGUUCCUGCUGCUCCUCACCGUCCCCCUGGUGGACCCCGACAAGGAAGACAGGAACUGGAAACGGCCCCUCAACUGUCUGCACCUGGUGAUCAGCCCCCUGGUCCUGGUCCUGACCCUGCAGUCAGGGGCCUAUGGCAUCUAUGAGAUAGGUGGCCUCUUUCCUGUCUGGGGCAUAGUGGUGAUCGUGGGCACAGCCUUGGCUGCCGUGACCUUCUUUGUCACAACCAACAGCAAGCCCCCCCGGUUUCACUGGGCUUUUGCUUUCCUGGGCUUCCUGACCAGCGCCCUGUGGAUCAACGCGGCCGCCACGGAGGUGGUGAACAUCUUGCGGUCCCUGGGCGUGGUCUUCCGGCUGAGCAACACCGUGCUGGGGCUCACGCUGCUGGCCUGGGGGAACAGCAUCGGAGAUGUCUUCUCCGACUUCACGCUGGCCCGCCAGGGCUACCCCCGGAUGGCGUUCUCGGCCUGCUUUGGCGGCAUCAUCUUCAAUGUCCUGGUGGGAGUGGGGCUGGGCUGCCUGCUGCAGAUCUCCAGGGGCCACCCGGAGGUGAAGCUGGAGCCAGAUGGCCUGUUGGUGUGGAUCUUGGCUGGCGCCCUGGGCCUCAGCCUCGUCGGUUCCCUGGUCUCGGUCCCGCUGCAGUCCUUCCAGCUGAACAAGGUCUACGGCUCCUGCCUGCUCCUUUUCUACGUGAGCUUCCUCGUGGUGGCCCUGCUCACCGAGUUCGGGGUGAUCCACUUGCCAAGUGUGUGAGUGAAGCCCCGUGUCCGGGUCCACCUGGUGGUCGGGAGGUGUCACUGCAGGCGGCGAGGUGGAAGAUGGAGGAAGAUGGAUGACUAUGGAAGCCAGAGGCGCCUUCUGCAGAGCCGGAGGCGUAUGCUUGGUGGAGCGCCGUGAGGGCUGGAAGGACCACUCUCCCUACAAGGGGCUCCUAGGCGCUGCUGUGGGCCGGGAGCAAAGCUGAGCCUUGUUUCUGGGACUUUGGAGACUGGACUUCGUUGUGGGCGGACAGUUCCAGACAGAAGGUAGACUUCUCUCCGGAGCCUCUCCCAGGCUGAGGUUUAGGGUGAAGGGGUGCCGCCCAGGUUGGCGUUGAGGGGCUGGAGGCGACGACAGAGGCCCAGGCCCCUCCCCGGAGGUGCCCCCUGCUGCUUUCCUGCAUCUUCUCAGGGCUCGAAUGGCUGCCAAACCCAGGUCAGGAGCCGGGGCGACUGGGACCCGGUGGGCAGAGCGUCCCGUGUGCCGUGGGCUCGGGCAGCUGCCGUGGGCUGAGUCCUGAGCACCAUCCGGCGGAAAUGGAAUGUGAGACACAUGCCUCAUGUUGCAUUUUCAAGCCGCCACGUUAAUAAAGCCAAAAGAAGCAGGUGAA